Messenger RNA from Beauveria bassiana ARSEF 2860, 921 nucleotides. Its product is annotated as serine protein kinase. Lineage: Eukaryota; Fungi; Ascomycota; Sordariomycetes; Hypocreales; Cordycipitaceae. The transcript is spliced from 4 exons. The coding region runs from base 1 to 921 and encodes 306 amino acids. The record is from RefSeq and is a predicted model, not a curated record.
AUGCUCAUCUCGACUUCCAUCUUCAACCGUCACCGUUUGCAUCGUCGUCAUGGGGCGAUUUACAACGCGACCCAUUUCCAACAUUUUGCAUCAAGAGGAAGCUACUAUGGCGGCCUCGACCCGGUUUGCUUUGGUGACGAGUCCAAAGACGGCCGAUACAGAGUCGUGCACAAGCUAGGCCGUGGCGGCUUUCCGACCGUCUGGCUGCCCGAGGCGCGAAGUGAUGAUCCUCGAAGCACUCCAUCUGACCAUUCGACGUGCAAAGACUUGAGUGCUGCCAACGUCGCCUUUACAACCCGCAAUCUUGCCUCCCUCUCUGAGCAGGCCCCUUUGGACGUCAUCGGUUUGCCUGAAACAGCAGAGCUGCUCAACGCCAACGGGUCAGCCGCGGGACCGCAUUUGCCUAGGCAGUUGGUGGGCACGGCGCGGUGGGACGACUGGACCAACGAGUGCGAAGAUGACAUUUGCCUCGUCGACUUUGGCGAGUCGUUUCGUCUCGAAGCCGUUCCUGACGCUCUUGCCCAACCAAUCGACCUGCGCGUGCCAGAGACUUUGUUUGGCACCGAGUUUAAUUACAAGUUCGAUCUCUGGCGGCUAGGCUGCGUCAUCUUUGCGCUCAUACUUCUGAGAUAUCCGACUCAGUCUCUCGAGGAUAAUAGCCUUGCUGUGGCGCAAAUGAUUGAAUUGUUGAGGAUCUGCCACCUGAGUGGGAAGAAGCGUGGCAAAAGCUCAAAGCCAAGCACCCGUCUUGGAAUCCAAGCUCGUCACCAUGUUUACGGAUCGGGUGCCGGACAAAGAGUUGGCGCCGCUGCUACUCGUCAUCCAGGGACCAGUGAGGUUUCGACCAGCGGAAAGAAUUUCAGCCAGCGCCGCCUUAGAGCUCUUGCCGGAAGAAUAUCUGACGAAUCCGACGCAACCUGA